Messenger RNA from Geodia barretti, 2155 nucleotides. The record is from the annotation of a GenBank genome assembly. NCBI's taxonomy places the organism in Eukaryota, Metazoa, Porifera, Demospongiae, Tetractinellida, Geodiidae.
UGGUGCGCGCGCGCUGCUCAAUCGCGAGCGAGGAAAGAUGGAUGGUAAAGGUACUACUCCGCGCCCAAAGGACGGUUUCUACGAGACGGAUUCGGGCGGGGGUGAGUGGGUCGUGCCUCAAAGAUACCAAGACCUCCAGCCGCUAGGCAUCGGCACAUUCGGCACCGUCUGUUCUGCCACGGACACGAAGGAAGAGAGGGCGGUCGCUAUAAAGAAGUUGGCCUCUCCUUUCCAGGGCGUCGUCCACGCGAAACGCUGCUACAGAGAAAUCAAACUCCUAACGCAUAUGAAGCAUGAAAACGUAGUAAGUCUAUACGACGUAUUCACGCCCACUGAAGAAUACCCCGAUUUCAAUGAUGUCUAUCUGGUGAUGGAGCUGAUGAGUUCAGAUCUGUACAAGACUCUCAAGAGCCAGAAGCUGACCAACGAUCAAGUCCGGUUUCAAAUGUACCAGGUUCUGAGAGGUCUGAAGUAUGUUCACUCAUCAGGGGUCAUUCACAGGGAUAUAAAGCCCAGUAAUAUAGGAGUGAGUGCAGACAAUGAGAUAAAGCUGUUGGACUUCGGACUAGCCAGAGCCAAGGCAGAGAUUAUGACUGGUUACGUAACAACUCGCCACUGCAGAGCUCCCGAAAUAAUGUUGAAUUGGAUGCAGUAUACCCAGAAAGGUCUCUCUUUUCUAAUGUAUGAUUUACGUAUACUGUAUACCUGGUAUAUAAAUGAAUGGGCUUCUUCUUAUUCUUCUUCCCCAACAGUGGACAUGUGGUCAGUGGGUUGUGUGAUGGCUGAAAUGUUGACGGGACAAAUUCUCUUCCCUGGUUCCGACUACAGUGAGCAUAUCAAGAGAAUAGUUGAGUUUGUUGGAACACCAGAUGACGCCUACAUGCAGGGAAUUACCAACACUUCUGCCCGGGACUAUCUGUCCUCUCUGCCUAGCUACCCCAAGAAAGAUUUCGAGGCUUUUGAGCGGUUCUUUGUAGGAGCUGAUCCAAAUGCAGUAGAUCUUCUUCUGAGGCUGCUGGACAUGGACCCUGACAAGAGACCCACUGCAGCUGAGGCCCUGGACCAUCCCUACCUCGCCAAAUAUCAUGACCCCGAGGAUGAGCCCGAGUGUGAUCGUCAAUACGAUGACUCUUUUGAAAACAUGGAAGUGGAUGUGGAGGGAUGGAGAAAACUAGUGUUUUAUGAAAUCAAAUCAUUUGUGCCUCUGCACGUCAAAAGAAAUGAACAGUAAACGCAACUCUUCCUCAAUUCUCUUCAUUUUCCCGACAAAACUACAUAUUCCCGACAAUUCUGUAAAAAAGCUGUGUGAUUUUAUCGAUGUAACUUUAUAAAAAUGUGCACUCCCUAUUACAGUAUGGGCUUUUUAUAGUCAUUAUUGUCACAUCAUAGAGUAGCCAGAGAAGGGGAUGUAUCGGUUGGAUGAGUGAUAGGCUGCGAUGUUAGUGCGUUGCUCCAUCCUCUUCUUGAAUGCCUUCAGUAGAGGCACGUCCUGAGCUGCCCAGGCCUCUGGGAACUGUUUCUCUGUCGCCAGCAGCACAGUCAACAUAGCAACGUCCACGUAUGUAACCUUAGAGCUGAUCAGAAAUCCCUGGCCGCCAUUGUUCUGACUCAGAGUUCUCUCAAACAUUUUGAGAAACUUUCCCAUUCUCUCCUCGCAGAAUUUUUUCUGCGUCACCUUAGCCUCCUCUACCUGCGUGCUGUAGGAGGCAUGGAGGUCAACGGGGUGGCAGGACAUGUUCCCUUCAAAGUGGUAGUCGUGGAUAGUCAGCAGUAGUUGAGCGGCGUGCGCCUCUUCCUCGGGGCCGCCCGUAGGGAAGAGACCAAUCUUUCCCAGGUACAUCAUGAUUGCAGGGGUCUGACUCAUUACGAAGUCCCCCUGCUGGAUGAUGGGAGGUGCAAGGACAGGGAAACCGGGUUUCUCGCCCUUCAUAAAGGCGAGGAGGUCGGCAUUGCUGUUGUUUUUCUUGCAGACGUCCUCGUACGCGACCCCGGCUUCCUCGAACAUCAGGCGUACGUACUCCCCGCGGCCCGGGAAGACGCCCAGCACCGAGUCCGGGGUGUACCAGUAGUACAGCUUCCACUGCGCUUGCGACGACAUGGCCUCUAGCUGCAGUGCAAGUCGCUAUAUACCUCCUAGACGGGGGGGGGGGAGCUG